GGCGGCCAGGCUGGGAACCGUCCAGUGUAAAGUGCGAGGCUCGGUGUCCACCCCCACGGUAGCCGUCAGGAUGGUAGGAACGUUUAAGACGCCAAUCGGGAUCAAUCCAGGAGAGUGAGGCGGUUAAAGGCCUGCCCUCCGCCCAGCAUCGCUGUGCUUCGUGCCACAGGUGAAGCCUCGAAUCUGCCCGCGGCCGAUCCUCCGUCGACGACAAGGCACUUCUGACGGAUGUCAGCAUGCAAUCGGAUAUCUGGCUGGAAGUCACAUCUGCACGGCACCUUCGUGGUGUGCAGCCACCUGCAGCGAGUCAGGCAGCUUCAAUUGAGGUUGCGUGAGGCUCUGGACUCGAACAGUUUCAGGCCUAUUUAUUUGGCCGAGACUCCCACGCUCAUGGCUGGAGACGCGAGAUAACCCCAUUCUACCAUCCUCGUAUAAUCCACUUGCCCAGCCGUACGGCUACAUCCUUGGCUGCAUCCCGUCCUCUCCCCUCCAGAUGGACCAGUUCACCGGUACCGACUGGGCUGGACAUUGGUUUGAGCCUCCCCCGAUAUGGGGUGGCGCUGAUCACGGCGCUCUUACUGUGUCUCUCCUCUGGCCUUUGCACGGUGACGACGCGAUGCUCGUCGGCGAUGCCGCCCCGUUCGCCCAACCCCAGACCCAUGCACCGCCUCUUCCGGCGUCCGAGCCGGCUCCGACUGCUCCAUCCCCAAAGCCUCCACCGAGCUUGGAGGAAUGGAACCGGCACAGGUUCAGGAUCAAACGUCUCUACCUGGACCAGGACGAGCCCCUACGCAAAGUCAUUGUCGCCAUGGGCGAGGAAUUCGGCUUUCACGCCACUGCCAGCAUGUACAAGAAGCGGUUCAAGCAGUGGAGUUUCGUCAAGAACAACAGGGAGCGCGACGUGCGGUCCAUGAUGGCGCUCAAGAAGCAACGUCAAGAAGAAGGUAAGACGACUCAGUUCCUCAACAACGGACGGCCGGUAGUCAACAAACGAAUCGAAGCAUAUCUGCAGCGCAAGAAGCUGAAUCCGGCCACCUUCGCGAAGGACGCCGCGGCCUCUGGCUCCGAGGCUCUGGCCUGCUAUAUCAGCUGCCGCACGCCUUCCCCGGCCGCCUCGUUCUCCCCGGACUUCUAUCGGCAUUCUGAGCUGCUUCUCAGGGCCACCCGCGACUCCGCCCUUGCCCAAUUUGGUUCCGACAACAUGACCACCAAGAGAAUGGAAGAACUACGCCUGGCAGGCGUACCCCCUACGCUCGCCCCCACGGCUAUGACUUGCAGACGCAUGCUGAAUUCCAAGGACUUCCAGUCAGCCGGACGGGUUCUCCGCAAGCUCGGAAUAGAGCUGGAGAGCAGUGUCCGGGAUGGUGCAUUGGAAUUAGUUCAGGACCUGCUGCGCUUGACAGUGAUUCUGGGCUCGGGAUGGCUCAAGGCUACAAAAUCCCUCGUCAAACAGGCAGCCUGCCUCUCCAGGGAGUACGGCCGUUCUGCGACGCAGCCCCUCGGCCAUUUUCUCGCACAAUUGCAUGAGUGCGAGAUCGACUGUCUGGUUCCGACGGCGAUAUCGGCCUUGCUUUGCCAUAUCCACGAAACAUCCCUGAUAUUCGGCAAGGACAGCUACUUUGCAGUGCGGAGCUGGACCUCGACAGCCACGUAUCUGGGAUCCAGCGGCAAUUUGGCGUACACAUCGUUGAUCCAAAACGCCGAACGCGGCGUGCGGCAGUACGAAGCGCGCUUCGGGGAGUGCGACUGGAAGACUCUCGACUUCCUAGACGACGUCGCCGAACUCGAAUACGAGGAAGCCUUUGUGCUAGAGACUUCGAUGGACAAACCUCGGAGGCGAUUCGAGCUGCUCUUGAAACGGGCGGAACAGGGGGGGGACCAGGCCUUCUGGCAUCGGUUCUACGGUCAGUACAGUCUAGCUUGGAUACACCACAGCCAAGGUGCAGACGAGGUGGCCGAGCAAUACAUGAGGGGUGCGGUUGAGACGCUUCGCAACAAUGAUGUCACAGACAUCGAUAGCUUUGUCGACAGUUGCGUCGUUCUGGAGCAGUGGCUACUGGAUAGCGGCCAGCACGAGUCGGCGCGAGACGUCCGGGAAAUGUGGACGGCCGCUCUGCCGCCCGAUGAGGAAGCAGCCGUCGACGGGGCCCCACUUGUCGUAGCCCAGCUCGUCGGCCAGGCCGCAGAAGCCGCGAUCAGUGCAGCCGAAGACGCCGUUGUAGGCCAGGCAGCCGGCCGCGCUGGCGCGCGCCGCCGCGUAAACCCUGCUUGGUAAGCUUGUAUGUAGUCGUUGGUGGCGCCAUCACUCUAGACAGCUUGAUCUUGUCUGUUGACUUUCUUUACGUGUAUGGAAUUGGGGAACUCUCCGACGGUUUACUGAAGUCGUCCAUCUUUAGCGCUUCUUGUUGAGGCGGUCGGCCGUCUUCUUAUCUCGUCUGGAGAACAAAAUUGCCGUGAAACUCGGACGAGUUAUCAGUAGUAUGUACAUGUACAUACAAUGGGGCGCCAAAAGUAUUGCGCCACCCACUUACACGCACCCUCUUUCUUCAAACAAUCACAACAAUGUCAAUUCUAGGCCAAAAAUACACGCAAAAUGUGCCAAAAUGAUCGUAAUUUGAUGGUCAGACUCGGCCAUCCAAUAAACGUGCAGUGGGAUCAUUAAACGAAUUUUCUUGUAUUUCCGUUUAUCAUUAACGUUAU
This is a messenger RNA of Lasiosphaeria miniovina, 2700 nucleotides long. RefSeq lists its product as uncharacterized. The coding region runs from base 494 to 2275 and encodes 593 amino acids. The record is from RefSeq and is a predicted model, not a curated record. The transcript has 2 exons. Lineage: Eukaryota; Fungi; Ascomycota; Sordariomycetes; Sordariales; Lasiosphaeriaceae.